Molecule: messenger RNA, 1752 nt
Organism: Pogoniulus pusillus (Red-fronted tinkerbird)
Lineage: Eukaryota; Metazoa; Chordata; Aves; Piciformes; Lybiidae
Gene: SDCBP2
Product: syndecan binding protein 2
Exons: 9
Coding region: 154-1047 (297 amino acids)
Cellular component (GO): cytoplasm; plasma membrane
Molecular function (GO): protein binding
Source: RefSeq, a predicted model, not a curated record
CUUCCUCACCUGUGCCCUACCUGGCAGGGCUGUGCAUCAGCUGAGGCUGCCUGGCCCCUCCCUGGGCUGGGCACAGCUACAAAAGCCGGCGCCAGGGCAAAGGGUGGCACAAGGAGCCAGGAGCUGGUGGCAGGCACAGCCCCGGCAGCAGCGAUGGCAACCCUCUACCCUUCCCUGGAGGACAUGAAGGGGCACCAGAUCCUGCAGGCUCAGGCAGCAGCUGGGGUGAGGACCCCCCCCACCACUGUGGUCACCGAGAAGCCAAAGCUCCCCUCUGGCACCAGCAGCACAGCAGCGCCUGUGCUGUACCCCAACCUGGCCGAGCUGGAGAGCUACAUGGGGCUGGCUCUGUCCAGUGAGGAGAUCCAGAAGAACCUGGAGGACACCUUGGCGCUGAGCCCUGCUGGGCACCCCCCAGGGCAGGUGGUUGCCCCCCUGAGCGGGCACAACGCAGGGCUGCGGCGGGCAGAGAUCAAAGCAGGGGUGAGGGAGGUUCACCUCUGCAAGGACGAGCGGGGCAAGACUGGGCUGCAGCUCAAGAACGUUGACCAGGGCAUCUUCGUGCAGCUGGUGAAGGCCAACUCGCCGGCGGCACUGGUGGGGCUGCGCUUCGGCGACCAGGUCCUGCAGAUCGACGGCAGGAACUGCGCGGGCUGGAGCAGUGCCAAGGCGCAGCGGGCACUGAAGAAGGCAUCCCCCGAGAAGAUCGUGAUGGUGGUGCGGGACCGGCCUUUCCAGCGCACUGUCACCCUGCACAAGGACAGCACCGGGCACCUUGGCAUCGUGGUGAAGAAGGGCAAGAUCGUGUCGCUGGCCAAGGACAGCUCCGCUGCCCGCAACGGGCUCCUCACGCACCACUACCUCUGCGAGGUCAACGGCCAGAACGUCAUUGGCAUGAAGGAUAAGCAGCUGACGGAGGUGCUGGCAGGAGCUGGCAGCGUGGUGACCCUCACCAUCAUCCCCACUGUCAUCUACGAGCACAUGGUCAAGCGGCUCUCUCCAGGGCUGAUGAAGUCAUCCAUGGACCACUCCAUCCCUGACCUCUGAUGGGAUCGCUGCCAGCCUGGGAGGGGGCAAACGUCAGCCUGGGCAGCCCCCAGAAGCUCGGAGGGGCUGCUGAAGGUCCUCCUGCAGCAUCUCCAAAGGAACCUGGUUUGGCACAAACCUCUCGUGCCUACAGUGGCUGGUGGUGGCAUGGGGGCACUGCCAGCUUGUGGUGUCCCCUUCCUGGCCCUCUCCGCCCUCUUAUCAGCAGGGAUGGCAGGAUGGGUUGGGCUGGAAGGGACCUCAGAGCCCCUCCAGCUCCAUUCCCCUGCCAUGGCAGGGACACCUCCCAGCAGAGGUCUCAUGGCCUGGGAUGAGGAUAGACCUUGGGCUCUUAGAGGCACAGGAUGGGUUGGGUUGGAAGGGACCUUCAAAAUCAUCCAGUGCCAACCUCCUGCCAGGGGCAGGGACACCUCCCACCAGCCCAGGCUGCUCCAGGCUUCAUCCCACCUGACCUUGAGCAGCUCCAGGGAGAGGGCAUCCACAACCUCCCUGGGCAACCUGUGCCAGUGUCUCCCCACCCUCACUGCCAAGCAUUUCAUCCUCAUCUCCAGCCUCCACCUGCCCUCCUCAAGCUCCACUCUCACCCACCACAGACUGGGUUGGGUUGGAAGAGACCUUAAAGCCCACCUAGCUCCAACCCCCCCUGCCAUGGGCAGGGACACCUCCUAGACAACAAAUCCUGAUAGCCUUGGGCUGGGGUGGGGG